Pocillopora verrucosa is the source of this 8041-nucleotide messenger RNA. Lineage: Eukaryota; Metazoa; Cnidaria; Anthozoa; Scleractinia; Pocilloporidae. The record is from RefSeq and is a predicted model, not a curated record.
UUUCAAGUCUGGCUUAGAGUAUGUAAAUGCCACAGCUUUCCACAAUCUGACAGGCCUAAAAGAACUGAAUUUGGCACAGAAUGGACUAACUGACUUUCCAGAUAUAUCCAAGAAUUCUCUCCUGGAAGAUCUUGAUUUGUAUGCAAAUAAAAUUCAGUUGUUCAGCCACAACUUCACCAGUCUGCCAAAGGCCUUGAAAAGAAUUAUUAUGAUUGACAAUGAGAUAGACUGGAUUCCCAAUGAAUGGUUCAAUUUGCCAAACCUUGAAUACCUUGCGUUAAGCAAGAACAAGUUGAAAAAGUUUCCUUCAGCUUCCUUCAUAAACUGCCGCUCACUGCUGUACCUGUCAGUUGAUCAGAAUGAAAUUGGCAGUCUUACGGUUCCAAACAUGCAACCCUUCUUUGGAAAUGACUCUGCACUUGUUCAUCUGAAUGUGAGCAACAAUCAAAUCUCUUCUGUAACAACUGGGACAUUCUCUAACUUGAUCCACCUUAAAGUUCUUGAGUUACAUAUGAAUCACCUGGAAAUCAUUGCCGCUAAGGUCUUCUAUGAAAUACCAGAGUUGCUGCAUCUUGAUCUCAGGGGGAACAGACUGAAAACUAUCACAGCUGAAGGCUACAGCAGUCCAUUUGAGAGUCUUCCAAAACUGAAAGUGUUAAUUCUGAUGCAGCAGGAAAGUUCUUACCAAACUGAGCAUGUUAUGUUCAAUGCCUUCAAGGACCUCCCCGCUCUGGAAGAUUUAUGGUUGAACGACAACCUCUUGAGCAACUUUCCCCAUCCAGCUUUGUCGCAGACGUCACAACCAUUACCAUCCCUUAUUUAUUUGCAUCUGGAAAAUAACAACAUCAAUUCAUUGUCAAGUUUUGCCAGUACAGAUUUUUCACCUUUUCUUCAAGACUUCCAUGCGAGUCAGAAGAGUGUCCACAAGGCAUUUGAAAGACUUUCGACUCUGCAGAGAUUAUAUGUUCACGGGAAUCAAAUAUCCAGCAUUGAAGAGGAAGAUCUUUGGUACCUCAGUAAUGUUCAGCAGCUCUACCUGUCAGGAAAUCGGCUUUCUAAUUCUACAGUACAUGUUGAAGCAUUCAGGAAUCUAACCAGUUUAACAAGACUGGAUUUAGACAGCAACAAGUUCCAUUAUGUUCCAACUGCUGUUCAAGGGAAGAGUCAUCUUCCAGUCAUCAAUGAAUUGUACUUGUCCACCUGCGAAGAUAAUUUCUUUGUCUAUGUCAUACAAAGUUUGUACGACAACUCUCUGACGUACAUCCUGAAAGGAACUUUCACAGAUCUUGAUACAUUGCGUUCCCUUUAUCUUAAUAAGAAUGACAUUGUUGCUGUGGAGAAUGGUGCCUUUCCUUCUGGUAUAACAACGAUGACUCUGUCGAAUAACCUCAUCACCUUCAUACCAAAUACUGCUUUCCAUGGACUGACAGCGUUAAGAACUUUGAACUUGCGAAACAACCAGAUUGGCAGGAUUCUGAAAGUCAUGUUAAAGGAUUUAACUGCAUUGACUAGCCUAGAUCUGUCAUACAAUGAUAUUGCCUUUAUUGAGGACGGAACUCUAACCGUGAUGCCGUCAUUCAACUUUUUAUACCUUGAAAGUAAUCAGUUAACCACACUUCCUGUUGGUGGAGAUUUUCACGGUAAACAGAUGAACAGAAUAGACAUCAGAAACAAUAGAAUCACUUCUAUUAGAAAUGGUACCUUUGUUGGGACCACAUGUUCUGGAGGGUGUAGUGAGACCUCACGGAAUACGGUUUGGAAUUUUGAAGGUAACAGAAUUUCUUCCAUCGAAUCUGGAGCUUUCCAAAAUGUGCAAGGACCUGGUUGCACGUUGCGUUUCACAGGGAAUGUGUUGAAAAUAAUUGGUUCCCGUGCUUUUGAUAAAGUGGAGAUGUGCUACAUCGAGCUGUAUGGGGCCGAGCUCACGACAAUAUCCACCGAGGCGUUUUAUGAUGUGACAAUAACAUGGGAUUUAGAGAUGUAUGACAGUAAGAUCACUGCUUUUAAGGAAAACCCCUUUGUAUCUCUCACAGUGACCAAUGGAGCACUAGAACUUCAGGACAAUGUGAUCGAAGCUGUAACAGGAAAGUUGUUCGGCGAUUCUGGAUCAACUGUAAAGACGCUGGAUCUUUCCAAUAACCAGAUACAGUCUUUGCACGAAGAUGCUUUGAAAGGAGUAUCAAUCGACGCAAUCAAAUUGAUGAACAACAAACUGGUUACAUUUCCUUCGCGAACUUUGAGGAAUCAGAAUCCAUCUGAACUUGAUAUGACUAACAAUAAUAUUCCGACCAUAUUACCUGGAGAGCUGGAUAAAUUCACUAAUCUUCGGAAGCUCAUACUUGAACACAACAACAUAACAGAGUUGGGCGCCAAUUUGUUUCAAUAUCAGACGAAUUUAGAAGAACUAAACCUGAUGAACAAUGCCAUUGGUGUGAUUCAAAGUGGUGCUUUUAAUAACUUGGGACGCAUCCAAAAGAUAUAUUUGCAGGAAAAUAAAGUUGUCUUUUUGCCCACUUUUCCAACACUGAACACUCUUGGUACUCUCAACCUAAAGAAUAACUUGAUAGAGAAUGUUGGUCAAGAUUGUUUUGGAGGACUCCCAAAUCUAGGCACUUUAAAUCUAAAUGGCAACAAUUUCGCUUGCGACUGCAAUGUCUAUAACUCCAUUGUCGCUGUCAUAACAGCUCUAACCGCGAGUAGGGCUGCGACUUGUGCUACUCCAUCUCGUGUCGCUGGGGUAGAAUUUUAUCCUGGAGGAUCUUAUGAAAAACAACCUGUUCAGGAUUUCACAUGCUCACCAGUGAAUAUUUCUGCAACAGCCCCGGGAGAUUUCCAGCUGAGAGUGGACUGGUCACGACCCUCCUCCCUUUAUCCGCCAGUCAUAGUGGAUGCAAACACUACUUAUGUGGAUACGUGGAAUAUUACGACUGUCAUAGAUGUGGACUACAACUCAACGUGCGACAGUGCAGACGCUCCUUCGUUCUCUAAGUCAACGCAAAGCGAGUUUAUCUUGUUUGUCCAAGCCGAUGGUGUCCAAGCAGGGAUUGACUAUGUAUGCUACGUAACCAUGACAGUGACAGCCUAUAAUGGGACAAACUUAGACAACAAUACCCAAGGCGAAAUUGAAACUCAGACCUCCCCAAAAAGUGAGGAAGCAACUGUCACUACGUUGGAAGGAAAAGCUCCUGUGACCAAUGCAUCACUAAACAGUUCCAAUUACUACUUGGACAUUACCUACUACGAUUUUCAGUUUUCCGAUGUUGAUUUCACUGGUCUUGGUGCAUUCAGAGAUGACCUUUAUCGAAAUCCUCAAUAUGUUCACAGCCCCUUUGGAAGCUGGUUGGCCACAUCAAACAGCCCUACUUCUGAUAGUUUCUCUCACUGGUUUAGAAGUUUUUCCAGCCGGAACAUUCACUAUGAAGAAAAAUUAGAGCUAGGAAAACAGCUGGAGACGGAUACGAAUGGGAAUACUGUAUUCCGACAUUAUAACGACAAGUUCUUCCCGGUCGAUGGCCGUGGAUGGGGUGCAGAAGGACAAAGGGACUGCUUCACUAAUGCACUUAGGAAUUAUGGUUUUACUGCUGCAAUACGCACAGCAUUCAACUUUUCUGGUGAAGAGAUGUUGGCCUUCUCUGGCGGCGAAGAACUGUGGGUAUUCGUUGACAAGACACUGGUGGUGCAGAUAUUUGCUGAUCCAUCGGAAACUGAUGUUCCGUGCCGUUCUAUCAGUUUAGCUAAUGCUGCUAGUACUGGGUCUGUCAUUCCUCAAGGUGGUACAGUAAUCGGUGGAAAAUGCCAAGUCACGGGGGCUUUACAAGCCGAGAACGUUAGCUUAUCUCUUAAGGUAAAUGAGCCAUACCGUUUAGAUGUAUUCAUCGCUGAGAGAUUCCGCUGCAACUCGCGCAUUUUAUUCCAGUCAAGUGGCGUUUCAUUUCUAACGGAUGACCUUCGGCCUCUUGACUAUUUGGCUGCUAUCAGCGAGAACGCACAUGUUGGCUUUAUUGUGCAGGACUUUUACAUUGGAGAUGCUUUUUCGUCUGGACCUUACAACGUAGACAUUUUGGAAGGAAAUGAGCAAGACCGAUUUGAAGUUGAAAAUGGGGCUUACACAGCACCGUCUGCACCCACCACCCCUUCUCCACCCACGUUUAUCCUUAACGGAGAGUCAGUUGUAUUGUGUCCGAACGCUACAGAUGAUCCAGUGGAUCCAAUUCCUUCUGUAAAUUCAGGAAUUCAGUCAUUCACCUCCAUAACCACAUCUACAGCUAAGUUAGCACUAAAGAAACUUUUGGAUUUCGAGUACACUUCAUCUUAUUUUUUAUAUCUGAGGAUUACUGAUACUGUUAAGGGAUGGACAGGCAACAUUUCAAUCAAGGUUUUUGUUGAAGACUACAAUGAUCACUGUCCAUUCUUGAAAGAAGUCAACAUAGAUUUGGACUUGGAGCCGAUUCCACCGCUUCGUAAAGAAGCGUUCUUUACUGCUAUAGCCACUGAUAAAGACAGUGGUGUGAACGCUCGGAUUACAUACAACGUCAGCGAACCAGAGAGAAUUCCUCACAUCAAUUCCACGAAGUUUUAUGUCAAUAAUGGUACCGAGGUGGUGUGGAGCAAUAAGACUGUGAAGUGGACCUACAAGUACUUGAUAUUUGCUGUGGAUGGAGGUUCGCCAAAACGCGGUGAUAGUAUCCCUUUGAAUAUCACAUUUGAUGCUACUUGCGAAGCGACCGGAGCUGUGGUAGCUGAUCCAGUCACCGGUGAGGUGUUCUUCAGAGCGCCUGGGCUCACAGGAUCUAAAUACCCUUUAAACUCCACGGAUAAGCCGAGAUGUCGCGGCUGCACUCAUGGGUAUUUCUGUGUUGGAGAUGGAACUGAAGAAAGAUGUGGACUCGCUUCACCAACAGAAUUCUCCUUUGGUUCCGCAGCGACUUGUUCACCUUGUCCCGAGGGAUGGCUUUGUGUGAAUGGUACCGCACUCCCCUGUCCAGAAAGUACACAUGUCAAGUGCAAUUCGACGUGGUGCCCCGAAAAUUGCUUUGAUUGUGAACCUGGCACAGUUUGCUUUGAGGGAAGGAAGCAAGACUGUACACCAGGACGAUACAGUGAUGGAAAAGGAUUUCCAUGCACGCUUUGCCCUCCCGGUAGCUUCAACAACGCGACUCGUGCACAAACCUGUGAGUGUUGCGAGGAUGGUUACACCAGCACAUAUAUGAAGACCAGUUGUCGGCCAUGUCCUGCCAACGAGUGGGCAAAACAUGGAAGCUUCCCAAACUGUUCCAUGUGUCAGACUUGUUUUAAUUCUGAGGACUGUCCAUGUUUGUCCAACGGUACUUGUUUUCCUGGUGUAAGCUGUCUUAAUGUCGGAGUUGGUCAGUCAAAAUGUGGUCCGUGUCCUAAAGGUUAUGAGGGUGAUGGAAGGACUUGUACCGACAUUAACGAGUGCACCCGUGCCAGCCCUUGUUAUGAGAGUGAUAAAUGCCAAAAUCUCGUCCCUGGUUACCAGUGUAACGCCUGUCCCGACGGAUACAGAGGGAACGCUCCAUCGGGUGUCGGUUUGGAAGACGCUCAGAAUUCCAAGCAAGUCUGUGAGGAGAUUGACGAGUGCAAAGAGGGGAUCAGCAGCUGUGAUCCAAAUUCACAAUGUAUCAACACAAAUGGAAGCUUCACGUGUGGCCCUUGCCAUCCUGGUUUCAUUGGUGAUGGCUACUUAGGUUGUAACCCUGGUGACCUGUGCACCAAUGGCUCACACACUUGCCAUGAAAAUGCUCAGUGCACCCAGACUGGCGCUGGAAGAUUCAAGUGCAGGUGUAAGGAUGGGUACGGUGGUGAUGGAGAGGAGUGCGAAAUCGAUCCAGACCUUGAUGGAAUUCCCUCCGUAGGUUUAAGUUGCACCUUGCCAAAUUGCUUCAAAGAUAACUGUCCAACUGUACCUAAUACGGGUCAAGAGGACACCGACGGUGAUACAGACGGGGAUGCUUGUGAUGAAGAUGACGACAAUGAUUUGAUAGUCGACAAAUUGGACAACUGUCAAUUUGUGAAGAAUCAGGACCAGUCCGAUUCGGAUGGAGACGGAGUAGGUGACGCAUGUGAUAACUGCAUCAAUCAACAAAAUCCUGACCAACUGGACAGUGACGGAAAUGGAGUUGGGGAUGCAUGUAAUACAACGGAUCCUGACGGCGAUGGAGUAUCUGCUGAUAACUGCCCAUUAGUCAGUAAUCCAGCCCAGAGCGAUACAGACUCUGACGGUGUUGGUGAUGCCUGUGAUAACUGCCCUUCAGUGAGUAAUAGAGCUCAGACUGACGCCUAUCAAAGCGGAUAUGGCGAUGCAUGUUUCGGACCUGGAAAAGACAAGGAUGGCGAUGGCGUACCAGAUGGUUUUGACAAGUGUGUUGAUCUCCCAAAUGGCGAACAGGCAGACGCUGAUGACGACAGCGUAGGAGAUGCUUGUGAUGGUGAUCAGGACGGUGACAAUGUUGGUAAUAAUGAUGAUAACUGCCGUUUAGUGAGCAACGCUGGUCAAGAACAUGUUAAUUUGAAUUACGACGCGAAAGCAAGACCAGUUGGAGAUGCUUGUGUCGAUGAUUUUGAUGGAGAUGGUGUCCAUGAUAACGAUGACCACUGCCCAUAUGUGAAGCAUCUCAGUAAGACAAGCUUCACAGACCAUUUCACUGUAGACCUGUAUCCUGGACACUCGGAUGAACUUCCUGUCUGGAGAGUGGCUAAAAAGGGUAUUGACGUUGAAGAAAUUACUAACACCUCAUCAAAGCACCCUGCAAUGCUUAUCGGUCAAUCCCGAUAUGGUCCCGUUGACUUUAGUGGAGUACUUUAUGUGAAGGAGAGUGAUUCAUCCGAUUAUACCGGAGUGGUGUUUGGUUAUCAAUCAAACCGCAGAUUCUAUGUGGUAAUGUGGAGAAGAGAGAACAGUAAUUUUAAGGACCUGAACGAUAGAGCAGGAAUCAAAGGAAUCCAGUUGAAGCUUGUCGAUUCAAACACGGGGCCUGGAGAUUUGUUGGCGCAAGCGCUGUGGCAUUCUGGAGAUACUAAUAACCAGGUGAAGCUUCUAUGGCAAGACCCUAAAAUGGAAGGAUGGAAAUAUAAAACCUCUUACGCCUUCCACGUGUUUCACAGACCCUCCAUCGGUCUAAUAAGAGUACAAGUUAAACAAGGCGAGAAAGUGCUGACUGAAUCAGGUGAUGUGUAUGAUACAACGAUCACCGGAGGAAGACUGGGUAUGAUGGUUUUCGGCCAGCAGGAUGUUAUCUGGUCCAGACUAGAAGCUAGGUGUAUUGACAGGGUAAAUCAAGCUUUGCACUUUGAUGGAGUUGAUGAUCACGUAACCCUUCCAUCUAUCCAUAAUCUUGGUUUAACAGACAGUUUUACGAUCAGUACUUGGGUUUGGAUGGCAGCGGAUUAUCCCAAUACUGACAUGCCCAUCGUGUGUAGUCUGGAUGCCAAACUAUGCUUGUACUUAAAAAACAGACAAGUCUAUGGGAACAUGGGAUCGUCUGUCGUUCAAGGGUCGGAAGUUAUUGAGCCCGAAGAAUGGCAUCACCUGGCCUACAGAUAUGACGCCCAGACCUACGAACUUAAGCUUUUUGUGAACGGUUCAUCCGUUGGAUCACAAAGCGAUGUAUUGCCACACACCUGGUCUUCUAGUGAUCUUCUAUAUGUUGGGCGUGACAAUAGUAACUACCUGAAUGGAACUGUGGAUGACUUGACUCUGUGGGGGGUGUACGUCGAAGAUGCGGAGAUUGCCGAUUACAUGAAAACUGCUGGCCUAUUGUUACCCAUCCACAAGGGCGUGGUCAGAGCGCAUUUCAACAUGGACGAGACUUCUGAUUCAGUCAUUCUUGAUCAAGCGGGAAAUGGUUACCAUGGAAAUCUAAUGGGUGGAGCAAGUUUCGUCGCGAGCUCCGUCGACAAGAAUCGUUUUGUAAUCACGUUCCCGAACAAUAGGAGAAGGAGGAGAAGAAGUUUAAAUGCACCUUUGUCGCAACACAAUGAACUCUAGGAACUGGAAAGUUGUUGUUGCUGCUGUUUUUUU